AUGUUACCAGAAGUGGAUUGGAAAGCCAAAGCAGCCGCCAAAGCUGCGUCGAUUUCCGAUGCCAUCCCCGAAUCAUGGCGAAUUCCCAAACCAAUUGCCACUGUUGACGCACAGCCAGACAUCACAGGGCCAUAUCUGCACAAGUAUCUGACGGGAGACGAGAUAGAGAUCACGGAAACCAACGCUGUUGGGAUUGUCAAAAAAGUCGCGGAUGGCGAAUGGCGCGCUGAAACCGUCGCUCGAGCUUUCUGCCAUCGAGCAGCUUUAGCUCAUCAAUACGUCUCUUGCUUACAUGAGGUGUUCUUUGAUGCGGCCAUCAAGGACGCUGUUGCCCUCGACGAGCACUACCGCCAGCAUGGCAAGCCGAUUGGGCCGCUCCACGGACUGCCCGUCAGUCUCAAAGACCAAAUACACGUCAAGGGGGUUGAGACAACCAUGGGCUACGUGGGAUGGAUUGGGACCUUUCAGGGUAAGCAAGGGAGCGGCCUUGAGAAGCACUUCGAGAGCGAGCUCGUGAUGGAGCUGCGUGGCUUGGGUGCUGUGCUUUAUUGCAAAACCAGUGUCCCGCAGACUCUGAUGUCGGCCGAGACCAUGAACAACAUCAUCGGAUACACUUUUAACCCCAAGAACAGGAAACUCAGUAGUGGUGGCAGCUCAGGCGGCGAGGGUGCCCUCAUCUCCUUGCGAGGCUCUCCCAUCGGUUUUGGAACCGACUACAGUGGAAGCAUCCGCAUGCCGGCCGCGUUCAACGGCCUCUACGGCAUCCGGCCAUCUAGUGGCCGGCUUCCUUACCAGGGCAUGGCCAAUUCGAUGGAUGGGCAAAAUACAGUCCUGUCCGUUGUAGGGCCCAUGUCGCACAGCCCAGCCGACCUCAGAUUGAUGCUCGAGUCAAUCCUUAGUCGACAGCCAUGGCUUCAUGACCCCGCUGUCGUGGAAAUGCCUUGGAGACCUGACAUAGUUCAGGCCACCGAGGAACUGGUACACAGUGGCCAAAGGCUCGUCUUCGGCAUGAUGAGCUGCGAUGGCGUAGUGCAACCCCAUCCUCCCAUCCUCCGCGCUCUCGCUCUUGUGCGGGAGGCACUGGACAUUCAAGGUCACGACCUUAUAGACUGGGCUCCGCCGUCUCACAAGCGAGCAAUUGACAUUGUGCAGACUUGCUGGCUGUACGAUGGGGGCGCAGAUGUCCACCAAAGCUUUGGGCUAUCUGGGGAGCCGAUUGCCGAGCAGAUUGGCUGGAUAUACGGCUCGGAGGUCCGGGAACAGUUGAAUGCCAGUGAUAUUGCCCGUAACAACGUUGCCAAGAGAGACUACCAAAAGGAGUAUAUGGCGUAUUGGAACAGCACCUCGGAAACAUCCGGGACUGGGCGGCCGGUUGAGGCCGUCAUCAUGCCUGCGGGCGAGGCAGUGGCGACGCGUAAAGGUACUGCCACGUACGGCGGUUAUACGACUGCUCUGAGCGCGCUUGACUGGACCGUGAUAACGAUACCCAUAUGCACUGUCAACCAAGAUGUCGACUCCGCUGACUCGAGCUUUUCACCCCUGAGCGACUUUGACGCACUUGUCCAGCAAGGAUAUAUCCCCGAAAUUUAUGAUGGCGCGCACGUAUCGCUUCAGUUACUGGGGCGCCGAUUCCAGGAAGAAAAGCUGCUGGUCUUGGCUGAAUAUAUUGGAAAGACGGUCGCAUCCUAUGUCUCAACCUCGGUUGGGGAAAAGUAA
Messenger RNA from Clonostachys solani, 1716 nucleotides. Lineage: Eukaryota; Fungi; Ascomycota; Sordariomycetes; Hypocreales; Bionectriaceae. The record is from the annotation of a GenBank genome assembly.